Molecule: messenger RNA, 990 nt
Organism: Helianthus annuus (common sunflower)
Lineage: Eukaryota; Viridiplantae; Streptophyta; Magnoliopsida; Asterales; Asteraceae
Product: protein RER1B
Exons: 4
Coding region: 164-751 (195 amino acids)
Biological process (GO): protein retention in ER lumen; retrograde vesicle-mediated transport, Golgi to endoplasmic reticulum
Cellular component (GO): Golgi membrane
Source: RefSeq, a predicted model, not a curated record
CAAAGAAUCACUAGUUUUUAAGAUCUAUCUAUCAAAGUGUAACCCUAAAACCCAAAUAAAAAUCUACUCGGUGGAAAUCUGAAAACUUAUCGGACCAAAUAACACGCAAAGAACCCUAAAAAUCAAGAAAAUUUCAUCUCGAAAGGUUUAAAAGUUUGUUGAAAUGGAAGGAUUAGGGGGUGAUGCUGCGUCCCCAAUGGCAUCACUAGCCAAGUGGAAGACUGAAUUCUCAAGGGCAUUUCAGUUUUAUCUAGAUAAAUCGACACCGCUUCUUGUUCAUAGGUGGAUCGGGACGCUUGCUGUUGCGGCGAUUUACGUGUUGCGGGUGUAUUAUCUUGCAGGAUUUUACGUCAUCUCUUAUGGUCUCGGGAUUUACAUCUUGAAUUUGCUGAUUGGAUUUCUCUCUCCAAAAGUUGAUCCUGAGUUGGAAGCUUUGGAUGGGGCUUCACUUCCUACAAAAGAAUCUGACGAGUUUAGGCCUUUCAUUCGCCGCCUUCCGGAGUUUAAGUUUUGGUAUGCCAUCACAAAGGCUUUUAUCGUAGCCUUCUUGAUGACAUUCUUUUCUCUAUUCGAUGUCCCCGUUUUCUGGCCAAUACUGCUCUGCUAUUGGAUUGUUCUUUUCGCUCUCACCAUGAAGCGCCAAAUCAUGCACAUGAUUAAAUACAAAUACGUCCCAUUUAGCUUCGGAAAGCAGAAAUACGGCGGAAGGAAGACACCUGCAGCUGGCGGUUCACCAAAUCACCGAGGUUGACUAGGAUUCAGAUUUCAGGAUGAUAGUGUAGCAGUAAACGAGUUCUGAUAUUUUGCUAUUAUAACACAGUAGAAACAACUCUGAUUGCCGAUUAAGCGUAAAUGAUUCUCUAAGAAUAAUACUGUCUGCUGGUUUUAUUACAAUAUAUGCAUCAGUUAACACUUAACAGGUGGCCCUUUUUGUUUGAGAACCUUAUAAUUGCAUAAGGUAUGUAUAAUUACAGUUUUGACCCCACCAAA